AUGUUGGUUCCUCCACAAUUUUACAACGGCGAAAUAGAAGUCGAUUUAGAUGACACAAUAUUUAAUAUAGAAACCGAGAAAAUACUAGGGUUAUAUAAACAAGGUAUUUAUGAUUUCUUGUUUUAUAAUGGAAAUUUCAAAAACAACAAAGAUAAUAAUUUGGUGAAUGCUGUAAAUAUAGAUAGACGAAUUAAGGACUUAAAAAAAGAUAGACUAAAAAAAAUGGGACAUACUGUCCAAUCUGUUUCUAUAUUUGUAACAUUUUUUCUAAUUUAUUCAGCUUUUAAGGAAAUCAUGCAUAGUAUUAAGGUUGGAAUCAACAAAACCCCCUCCAUUCCCCAGGGGUAA
Messenger RNA from Plasmodium gonderi, 348 nucleotides. RefSeq lists its product as hypothetical. The transcript has a single exon. NCBI's taxonomy places the organism in Eukaryota, Apicomplexa, Aconoidasida, Haemosporida, Plasmodiidae. The record is from RefSeq and is a predicted model, not a curated record. The coding region runs from base 1 to 348 and encodes 115 amino acids.